GUGAAUCCAAAAAAAAAAGAUGCAAUUCCGGUUUUUGCAUAUGAAAUGCGUUCAUUUCAUUUUUUUUUUCUAUGAUUUAUUUGUCUUCUUCUUCUUGAGUCGUUCCUUUUUUUAUUGGCUCUAUUUUUUUGGUGUUCUUUUUUUUUGGGCUUUUUGAUUGUUAUUUCGGGUUCCCCUUUUAUACUGUUUGCGGUUUAUUUUUUUCCAUCAAUUUUCUUGUUUUCUCUUUCUCUUUUCCAUUACCUCCUUUUCCUUUGGCGCCCGUCCCAUGCCGUCAUCUACCGACAAUGCGGCUCUGUCGACGCACGCACCAACAAGUUCCCGAUCGGAGGCUCCGCUUCAUAUUCGUAUUGUUCCUCAUCUGGAUUCCCAACGAUCGCUCGUCUUUGACAUUAUCGAACGAGACAUUGCCCAAGGCGAAGUGCUGAAAAUCGGUCGUUUCACCGACAAGUGUAUGAGCCUGACCCGCAUCACCUUCAAAAGCAAAGUCGUCAGCCGAGGCCAUGCAGAGAUAUGGACAGAAAACAACAAGUUUUAUAUUCGUGAUAUCAAAUCCUCAUCAGGCACUUUUUUAAAUCAUGUGCGUCUAAGUGCCCCGAAUCAAGCCUCCCGUCCUUGUGAACUUAAGGACGGAGAUAUUGUGCAAUUGGGAGUGGAUUAUCAUGGUGGUAGCCAAGAAAUCUAUCGAUGCGUACGGAUGCGAAUUGAACUCAAUCGUCAUCACAUGAAUAACAGGAUGACAUAUAGUCUCAACACAUUCCAAACGCUUCGAAACUUGACUACGCCACCUAAUAAUAUUAGUGUACUCGAUGACGCCAUGCAUCAAGAAGAAGCGAACCGUACGCAACUACACAUUGAAGAAUGUUGUAUUUGUCUGUACGCCAUUGCUCCCUUUCAAGCCCUCUUUGUCGCACCAUGUUCUCACACCUUCCAUUACAAAUGUCUCCGACCGUUACUCGUCAACUAUCCUGGAUUUCUUUGCCCGCUUUGCCGUAACUAUGCCGACCUCGAUGCCAGUGUUGCAGUAGAAACGGCUGAUGUAAGUUUGCGUAAAUCCCCCUGAGGGUUCUCCGGCGGGUUUCGGAUGCAUAAUUAAGCGAGUGACAUGGGCUUAGGUUUUGCGUAUGCUGCAAGAAAGCAAGGCAGCUGGCGCCAGUGCUGAAAUGAAGAAGGAUGUUACAAACGAUGAAAACAGAGAUCCUGAAUUAUCCGCGAAAGAUGAUGAAAGAUGUGUAGACAGACCGAAUUCAUUAGGCCCUCGUCCCAUUUCCGCUUCCCAUCGUAAGUGCGCUUGCAAUUUUGAUGUGAACAAAGAAUUGGAGAUUCAAUAAUUAUUGUAGAAACCAUACCAUCGCCCGAUGAUCCUAACAACAUACCCUCUCAUCACGAUUAAGACCAUCUUGGCAACACCCCACCUUCCAACCUUUCCACUUUUUUUUUUU
Radiomyces spectabilis is the source of this 1442-nucleotide messenger RNA. Its product is annotated as SMAD/FHA domain-containing protein. Gene Ontology annotation, molecular function: ubiquitin protein ligase activity; protein binding. NCBI's taxonomy places the organism in Eukaryota, Fungi, Mucoromycota, Mucoromycetes, Mucorales, Radiomycetaceae. Gene Ontology annotation, biological process: negative regulation of septation initiation signaling; ubiquitin-dependent protein catabolic process; protein ubiquitination. The coding region runs from base 269 to 1063 and encodes 264 amino acids. The transcript is spliced from 6 exons. Gene Ontology annotation, cellular component: cell division site; ubiquitin ligase complex; mitotic spindle pole body. The record is from RefSeq and is a predicted model, not a curated record.